Drosophila innubila is the source of this 1027-nucleotide messenger RNA. RefSeq lists its product as uncharacterized. The transcript has a single exon. The record is from RefSeq and is a predicted model, not a curated record. Lineage: Eukaryota; Metazoa; Arthropoda; Insecta; Diptera; Drosophilidae. Gene Ontology annotation, molecular function: oxidoreductase activity, acting on the aldehyde or oxo group of donors, NAD or NADP as acceptor. Bases 21 to 998 code for a protein of 325 amino acids.
CCAAAAACACAUAUCUCAAGAUGGUGGACAGAUACUACGGUAGUUACGAAGCCAUUUCGAUACAAUCACAGGUUACGGUAUCAUCCAAAUCCACAUCCUCACUUUCGAACCAGGAACCUGUACACAUAACACACGAAAUGGUGGAGAAUCUGUAUUGCCCUGAUGAUCGCUAUGAUCCUAGUAUGCAAUCGACUCUUUCGGCACUUCAGAGUGUUCCAACUCCCGCAGUUUCGGAGGCUGGAGAUAUUGAUUUUAUUAUAUCCCAAGAAACAAUAAAUUAUGAGGAUGAUGAAGUUUUAGUAAAUUGCAAGCAUCAAAUGAUGAUUAUCUAUGAUGGAGGUGAUCUCAAUUGUGCCCUGCACUUCCUCACCGAAUCCCUGGUGAAUCCCUUCGCUUGCAAUGCUGUUGCAACUGUCCUUGUGGAGGAGCGUCUAAGGGAGGACUUCGUGCAACGUGUUGAGGCACAAAUGAGACCCAUGAAGCCAGCUGUGUCAUAUCAUCCAAAAUUUCGGGCAACGCUGGAGAAUCUGAAAAAAUUAAACUUGGAAACGAUAAAAACCAAGACUGAUUAUCCAGAUAUUAGUCCAAUUCUUGUCUUCGAUUGCCAGCACAGCCAACUGGGCGACGGAACAACAGGUGUGAUCUGUUUGCACACCUUUCGGUCUGCGUUGGAGGCCAUAGAGAUUUGUGGCAAGGACAGUCGACUCUAUGCCACAACUUCCAUUUGGAAUGAGUCUAUAGAGGACCUGUAUCAACUGGUGGUUUCCCUCAAUUGUCCCACAUUUUUUUUCAAUUGCAGUCAUGUCACCUUGCAACCAAUUGCUCAAUCCCUGGCGGAAACUAAGAAUGAUGCGUGUGUCGUUGAUGGUUUUCACUACGAGACUCUGCAAAUUAAUGAUGAAAUGAAGACCAUUGUAUUCCCCAUUGGAGCUCAUCUUGCCCAGAUAUCGACAGAGUCAAAUGUCACAGUUGCUCCCAUUUCAUAUUUAAAUGAAUAAAGCUGCUUCCUCAUUUCCUCGUUCCAACA